AAAGAGCGGCGGAUACGACAAUGUAAAGAGCGAUUGGAUCGUCUCCUGAACAAGGAGGACGAUUUGUUAUCAAUUUCCGGAGGUGCUAAUAACACUCGAAGUGUAUCUGAAGACAAAGAAACGUUCUCAACGCCAACAACACUUACUACUACUGCAUUAAUAGAAUUACAGCCAAGCAGUGAAAAUACGGGUCGCUAUAUGGCAAUAGAAAAUGACAACUCGAGCACGUCGUCGUCUGAUGAAAUUCUGUUAUGA
Messenger RNA from Haemonchus placei, 255 nucleotides. NCBI's taxonomy places the organism in Eukaryota, Metazoa, Nematoda, Chromadorea, Rhabditida, Trichostrongylidae. The record is from the annotation of a GenBank genome assembly.